CGGGUCGGGGGUCGUUCCGGGCAGCGCGGGGCCGCGGGGCGGGGCUCGCAGGCCGUCGGGGUGCAGGAGGCCUGGGCCGCCGCGAGGAGCCGCCGCAGGCCGCUGGGCCCCGCCGCCGGGCCGCUCGAUGACGACGCUCCCGCGGGGGCCCCGCCUGAGCAGGACGCGGCUGCGGUGGCUGCGAGGCCGCGGGAGGCCGCGGAGGAUGGAGGAGCGGAAGGAGGAGGGCGAGGCCGAGAUCCAGGAGCACGGGCCCGAGCACUGGUUCUCCAAGUGGGAGCGGCAGUGCCUGGCCGAGGUCGAGCAGGACGAGCAGUUGACCCCUGAGCUGCAGGAGGAGGCGGCGGCGGCCGCACAGCCCGAGCACAAGCAGCAGAAGCUGUGGCACCUCUUCCAGAACUCGGCCACCGCCGUGGCCCAGCUCUACAAAGACCGAGUGUGUCAGCAGCCAGGACUUUCUCUUUGGGUUCCCUUCCAAAAUGCAGCCACUGCCGUCACCAACCUUUACAAAGAAAGCGUGGAUACCCAUCAGCGAAGUUUUGAUAUUGGAAUUCAGGUUGGCUAUCAGCGACGCAAUAAAGAUGUGUUGGCUUGGGUUAAAAAGCGCAGAAGAACUAUUCGUAGAGAAGAUUUGAUCAGCUUCCUGUGUGGAAAAGUUCCUCCACCGCGAAACUCUAGAGCUCCCCCAAGACUGACUGUAGUGUCCCCUAACCGAGCUACUUCAACGGAAACUAGCUCAUCUGUAGAGACUGAUUUGCAACCCUUCCGGGAAGCCAUAGCUCUGCAUGGUAAAGCCGUUUAAACAUAUUUCUUUGGAAAAAUGGUUAAGAGUGUGCCUGUGGACCCAAUUUCACAUUUAGGUUUAGGUCCAGAUAUAUUGUCUGUUUUUUUGUCUAUUCUAGUUACUACUUGCUCUAGAAAUGUUUAAAUAGAAUGUAAGCUAAGAACUUAUAUGGGCAAUUUUUGAAUGUUAGCCAGCCUGUCCUAAAAAAAAAUGUUUUUAGAAAGUUGGUUUGAGCUGAUUGGUGUUACAAUAACAGCAUUUUUUGCAACAUUUAUUAGAAUUUAUUGCUUUACACACUUACAUUGUACAUGUUUCCUUACUCUUCUGAGUCAAAGAGGAAGUUCUUGUGUCUUAAGAAUACUGUUGCAUUUAUAAUUACCUGGAGAGCCUAGUCAGUUACGGGCAAGUAAGGCAGAUAACUGUUGGGCUAGUUCUCAUGGGAACUCCCUUUGACACCUUAGGUUAUUGAGUGUGCCUGUAGAACCUGAGCGUCGAUGACCCAAGAGGGAGUGGACAGAUGUAAGAAUAAUUAACUUGACUUUCCUUAUGUCUGUUGUCCCUUAGGGCCUUGCUUUGAUAGGACUGUUAGAGAACAGGUCCAUCACCAUCUCCCCAGGCCAGACCUGCCAUAAAAAGACAUUCUUGGCUGAGGGGUUUAAGUAUUAUUGGAGAAGCCUGGGGUAUGUAGUCAGUAAGUUUGUUGUUGCUUGUUCUCUAAUACUGGCUUCCAGAUAGAACUGGGAGAGGUACUUAUAGGACAUUCAAUACUGCUGUAAAAAUAAAACGACAAAAUUAUAAGACUUGGUUGAAGCCAAGAUGAAAACAUGGAUUGUUCAAGUGACUAAACAGAUAGAAGUAAUUAGUGAGUUAGGUCAUGAGUCCUGUUAAAAGUUAACAUAUUUCUGAGCCAUAGUGUAGGUCAUCUAAAAUAAAAUAACCUGGUGAUAAAAACUGGGAUGUAUACAAAGGGCUUCUAUAUCAUCGAAGCUUUAAUGCUUACAGAGAUUCUUGUUCUCUUUGGCAAACAUUGAUUCUUUAUCUAAAACCCCAUUCAGAACAUGGGAGUUGGAAAAAGUGUUGUUUUUUUUCCCCCUCCUGAUUGUGAGUUUGUUUACGAUAAGUUAAAAACACAAAAACAUUUUAUUGCAAGAAAGUCCAUGAUGUAUGGAUGCAGUACGUAAGACUGCUUGCUGUUUCUAAUAUAGUGGAAUAGUUGAUGCUGUCAGAAAGUUUGAAACUCAGGCAAAAUAGAGAUUGAUCUGUUCCUACUGAAUUAGAGUUUCACAUCUUUUACCAUUGUUUGAAAAAAAUUACUAGAAGUGUACAUAGUUUGUCAGAUUAAUUUUAGUGCAUGGUAGUAUUUGAUGUAGUUGUGUUUUCCUUAAGCAUUUUGAUUUCCUUUGUCAUCAAGUGGAUUUAUGAUUUAUUCCAUAUU
Orcinus orca (killer whale) is the source of this 2219-nucleotide messenger RNA. Its product is annotated as telomere attrition and p53 response 1 protein-like. The record is from RefSeq and is a predicted model, not a curated record. The coding region runs from base 128 to 802 and encodes 224 amino acids. The transcript has a single exon. NCBI's taxonomy places the organism in Eukaryota, Metazoa, Chordata, Mammalia, Artiodactyla, Delphinidae.